CAAUAAAUAAUCGUUAUUGAGGAACAAAAUUUUCGUUAAGACAAAUUCAUCAAUUAUCAAGGCAUAUUAAGCAUCCAAUUAAAUGGAUUUGGAUAGAUUUCGAUUAGUACGUAACCCUUAUCCAGUUCCGAAUUUAUUGAAAGAAGGAACAUGGAUUAAAGGUGGUUCAGUUUUAAGCAAAAAUGUUUGUCCAGACGAGCGACAUUGGUACUCUAAAUUGGAACCUCAUGAUAGGCUCUUUUCUCAUCAGACGUUAACCACUGCGAGAAGAGACAGCCGAUACAAUUGCGACAAGGUGCCAAAUGACUCUUUGGAUUUGAUCUUAUCUUCCGUCUAUGUACAUAAUAAAGACUCGUUUCUACCAAAACCGUAUGUCACAAUGCAGCCAGAGACACUGAACAAAGAAACGUGGCGAGUUCUUCGUAACGAAAUGAAGAUAUAUUCGAAGCCACCGCUGCCACUGGGACAUGAAAUUAAGUACGCCAGUACGGAGUCAAAGGAAAAUUCAAAAACUAGAGGAUUAAAGGACCGAGUAAGGAAAAGAAUUCAUCCGAGUAGUCUUCGUUUGGAUAUGGAAGGGCCGCAUAUCGAUCGAACUAAUCCCGGUUAUAGUAGGAAAAUCGACGGAACUUAUUACGGCAUUUGAAGUAUAUUUUGCAACAUUAUAAUGAAACUGUCUGCAACGUUACUUUUAAGCGU
Ceratosolen solmsi marchali is the source of this 699-nucleotide messenger RNA. RefSeq lists its product as uncharacterized. Lineage: Eukaryota; Metazoa; Arthropoda; Insecta; Hymenoptera; Agaonidae. The coding region runs from base 83 to 646 and encodes 187 amino acids. The record is from RefSeq and is a predicted model, not a curated record. The transcript has 4 exons.